GCGAUAAAAAGGGAUGGUGGAGAGGAAAAGAAAGUAGAGCAAAAAGUAAACAGUGCAUAUGCUCCCCGAUCCGAUGAUAAUAAAAGAAGAAUAACAUGACAGAAACUACUUGUAAUAUCCAACUGUCUUAGAACCCUCUCCCCUGUCCUAAAAACAUAACCUCUUUCCUAGUCAACCGAGUUAACUCACUCCGAUUCUUCUUUACUCCCAUCAUCUCUGGAUCCAAAUGCGUGACAGCAAUUAAUCAAGCCAUUCCCCUAGUCAAAAGCCUGGAAUGGGGGCCUCAAGCUCUAGAAUUGAAGAAGACAAGGCUUUGCAGCUUUGCCGUGAUAGAAAAAAAUUUGUUGGACAAGCACUUGAUGGCAGGUGCGCACUAGCAGCUACCCAUGUUGCAUAUAUCCAGUCCUUGAAUGCUACAGGAACUGCUUUAAGGAGGUUUGUUGAACCUGAGGGUCCAGCUGAAUCCUCAUUGUUUACUUCCACACGUGCAACGCCAGAUGUAGCUGGAUUCACAAAUAAAUCUCAUUCUCAGUACUCACUAUCUCCAUCAUCUCUGUCCCAGCGUGUGGAUGCAUCUGAAAACCUUUCCCCUGCUCCUUCUACUCCAUUGUCUAGUUUAUAUGUGGCAAAUCAUAUGAAAUCUAGUGGUUCUUUUUCCAAAAAAGUUGUAGAAAAGCCUACUGUUGCAGUUUUGGGGUCAGUGACUUCUUCAAGUACCCCAAAGACAACACCACAUUCCACUGGAAGAGCAGAUGAAUCUCCAUUUGACAAUCCUCCCAUUGCUCCAGAUGCUCCACCUUGGGAUUAUUUUGGACUUUUCCAUCCCAUCGACAAUCAAUUUUCUUCAGAAGAAGUGAGAGAAUUAAAUCAAGGGAUGGAGGGUGCUGAUGAAGUAAGAAACACAAAAGAAAACAGUAGAUCUUCAGCACUUGAAGGUGAAGGAGUGAAGGACUCUUCUCCUGGAAGAGAAGAAUUGCUGGAAUCAGAAGAUGAAUUUGAUGAUUCAUCUGUAGAUAAGCUGGUUAGAAGUUUUGAUAACAUUAAUAGGGCAGUUGAUCACAGUGGUGUAACUGAUAAACCUAGCACACCAUUCGCAGAUAGUAUUGCGUCAGAAACUGUUGUUCAGAAUGGGGAUAAGUACAAUUCUCCUGCUUUGUCACCACUGAGAACAGCUUCCGGAGUUGUUUUUCCCAUCGAUGUAAAAACAACACCAUUGAAAGAAAAUGGCAUCGGGGACAAGGUUGCCUCCAAGGGAUUAUUUUCUAGCAUGAAAGAUAUUGAAUAUCUGUUUCAUAAAGCAUCCGAAUCGGGAACAGAGGUCCCGCGAAUGCUCGAGGCAAAUAAGUUUCACUUCCGUCCAAUUUUCCCUGGGAAAGAAAGUGGGUCUCUGGCUGCAACAUUGAUUAAAAACUGUUUUUCUUGCGGAGAUGAUCCGAGCCAGGUUGUAGAAGAGCCUGCUGCCCAAACUACCACAAAGUACCUAACUUGGCACCGGACAACAUCAUCGCAUUCGUCUUCUUCAAGAAACCCUCUUGGUGCUCAAGCAACUGAUGAUAUAGGGGAUCUUACCAGUAAUAUAUACGAAAACUUUUGUAUGGUAAAUGGAAGCCAUGCAUCAACCUUAGAUAGGCUACAUGCCUGGGAGAGGAAGCUUUAUGAUGAAGUGAAGGCCAGUGGGAUUGUGAGAAAGGAUUAUGAUCAGAAAAGGAAACUACUCAGGCUACUAGAGUCCAAGGGACAGAGUAAUGAUAAAAUUGACAAAACUCGCGCUGUUGUCAAGGAUUUACACUCCAGGAUUAGAGUAGCUAUUGAGAGAAUUGAUUCAAUAUCAAAGAAAAUUGAAGAGUUGAGAGACAAAGAGCUCCAGCCUCAGUUGGAGGAGUUAAUUGAAGGGUUAAAGAAAAUGUGGGAUGUGAUGUGUGAAUGCCACAAGCUACAGUUUAAUCUUAUAUCAGAGACAAAUAACAAUUUCAACAAUUAUAUCUCCUUCCAAUCAGAUUCACGUCGUCAGAUAAUUAUCUGUCUGGAAACCGAGUUGGGAACUCUCUCUUCAAGUUUUACAAAAUGGAUGGAAGCUCAGAAAACAUAUGUUCAGGCUAUAAACGGUUGGCUUUACAAGUGCGUCUCUCUCUCCGGGAAAUCGUCCAAGAGGAGAAGUAGGGUCCCGGCACCACCAUUACGCAAUUAUGGCCCAACAAUAUAUGUUACUUGCGGUGUCUGGUUGGAGGAGCUUGAAAAGUUGCCCUCCAAAGAAGUCACGGACUCUAUCAAGGCUUUGAAAGCUGAAGUUUCUCACUUGCUGCCACGUCAAGAAAAACAUCAAGGGAAGGGUACUAAUCAUAUGAAUUCCACAACCUGGCAGGGUGGCAACCAUAUUGAAUCUGGUUUUAACGCAUCGAGAGAUGAAGCUUCAGAAAAUUGGAUCACGGGUAUUGGUCGUUUUAGGUCAAGAUUGGUGGAUUUUUUUGGGCAGUUGAACAGGUUUGCAGAUUCAAGUCAUACAAUGUUUGUUAAUUUACAAGAAUCCAUUGAAGAAUCCAAAAGAAGUUAUGCACAAAAGAAUUCCCAAUCACAGAGGACCAAAUGAAAGGAAAAAAAGCCUAAAGUACUCGAUGAUGAAUCGCUAUGGACUCUGUAAAGUAUCUACUGUGGAAGCUCUGCAUAACGGUGAAUGCUGCAAACUUGGAUCAGUUAUAGAUGAUUGGUUUUAAGUUUUUAUAUACUACAUGGAAUUUGUACAGUGUUUAAAGAAAUAAAGGAGCAUCUGAUGGAGCUUCUUCCAAUAUCUGGCUAAAGAGGAAUAACAUAGCAGUCAUGAUAUGUCAACAUAAUUGGGGUAUAUAUAUAUAUGGUUGAAGCAUGUAAUAUAAAGCUGUGGAAAUCUAGUCUUGAAUGGUCAAGUUGCCAAUAAUAAUUUAUAGGCUGUGUGCACAUAGGAACUGUGAAUGCAUCCUUUUCAUUUAAUAUGGGUCUGUAAUUUUGUUGCUUUAGAAGAUUUACAGUAUGUAUCUGUACAUUGGACAUGAGCUUGCUACAUCAGAGGGGUAGAUUUUCCAGAACUUUGUUUGAUGUAACAUAACAAGAUUUCCUAGUCUUCUGUUACAAGAGACCUUGUUUA
This is a messenger RNA of Daucus carota subsp. sativus, 3118 nucleotides long. RefSeq names its product protein ROLLING AND ERECT LEAF 2. The transcript is spliced from 6 exons. Bases 275 to 2587 code for a protein of 770 amino acids. The record is from RefSeq and is a predicted model, not a curated record. Lineage: Eukaryota; Viridiplantae; Streptophyta; Magnoliopsida; Apiales; Apiaceae.